This is a messenger RNA of Eublepharis macularius, 1481 nucleotides long. It is a transcript of the gene TPM2, whose product is annotated as tropomyosin 2. The coding region runs from base 103 to 957 and encodes 284 amino acids. NCBI's taxonomy places the organism in Eukaryota, Metazoa, Chordata, Lepidosauria, Squamata, Eublepharidae. The record is from RefSeq and is a predicted model, not a curated record. The transcript has 9 exons. Gene Ontology annotation, molecular function: actin filament binding. Gene Ontology annotation, cellular component: actin filament. Gene Ontology annotation, biological process: actin filament organization; muscle contraction.
GCGCGAGCGCCUCGGGGCGCCCCGCAGUCUCCGCCGCCCGCCGCUCUCGCCGCCGCCAGUCCGUCCCGUCGAGCCGCCGCCGCCGCCGCCCCCACCGCCGCCAUGGAAGCCAUCAAGAAGAAGAUGCAGAUGCUGAAGCUGGACAAGGAGAACGCCAUCGACAGGGCCGAGCAGGCCGAGGCCGACAAGAAGCAAGCCGAGGACCGCUGCAAGCAGCUGGAGGAGGAGCAGCAGGGCCUGCAGAAGAAGCUGAAGGGGACCGAGGAUGAGGUGGACAAGUACUCGGAGGCCGUCAAGGAGGCCCAGGAGAAGCUGGAGCUGGCCGAGAAGAAGGCUGGCGACGCGGAGUCUGAUGUGGCCUCUCUGAACCGUCGCAUCCAGUUGGUGGAGGAGGAGUUGGACCGAGCGCAGGAGCGCCUGGCCACUGCUCUGCAGAAACUGGAGGAGACCGAGAAGAUGGCGGACGAGAGUGAGAGAGGCAUGAAGGUCAUCGAGAACCGAGCCAUGAAGGAUGAGGAGAAGAUGGAGCUCCAGGAGAUGCAACUGAAAGAGGCCAAGCACAUUGCAGAGGAGGCCGACCGCAAAUACGAGGAGGUGGCUCGGAAGCUGGUGAUUCUGGAGGGGGACCUGGAGCGCUCCGAAGAGAGGGCAGAAGUUGCCGAGAGCCGCAUGAGGCAGCUGGAAGAGGAGCUCCGCACUAUGGAUCAGGCCCUCAAAUCCCUGAUGGCUGCAGAGGAAGAGUAUUCCACCAAGGAGGAUAAAUACGAAGAAGAGAUAAAGCUUCUGACAGACAAGCUCAAAGAGGCUGAGACACGGGCAGAGUUUGCUGAGAGGUCUGUGGCCAAACUGGAGAAAACCAUAGAUGACUUGGAGGACGAAGUCUAUGCCCAGAAGAUGAAGUUCAAAGCCAUCAGCGAGGAGCUGGACAAUGCCCUCAACGACAUCACCUCCCUCUGAGCCACCCCCUGCCUCCCCCCCCCACUGUCUGUCUCUGCCUCUCAGGGUCUGCUGCACGCCUCUGUUCCCCCCGCCCCCCCCCCGCCCCAUACUCACUGGACUCCCAAGUGCUCUUCUGUGUGUGUGUGUUUACAGAGGGGGGGGGUGCAGUGUCCCCUCUAGGAGGGCUGACCCGAGCCCUUUCCUCACCAGAAGUGCCUUCCCAGGCAGAGCAAGGGGCACCCCUAGAGCCUGGGGUUUGCGGAGGCAGGCUUCCUCUGGGGCCAAGGAGGGACUGUGGGGGGCCCUCCCUGGGCUGCUUAAUGUUCUAGCCUCCUUCCCCUCCAUGGAAGUUUGGGAUAGGCAGAGGGACAGCUCAGCGGAAGGAAGGAAGGAAGGAAGGAAGGAAGGAAUGUUCCAUGUAGGCCCCCACGAGGUCCUGCUGUGUCCCCUUUGCUCCGUCUGUCUGUGCUCACACUGUGUGUUUUAGGACUCUGUUCUCUUCCACCUCUGGUUUAAUAAAUAAAUGCUCUCAGCAAAGCCUC